Staurois parvus is the source of this 405-nucleotide messenger RNA. NCBI's taxonomy places the organism in Eukaryota, Metazoa, Chordata, Amphibia, Anura, Ranidae. The record is from the annotation of a GenBank genome assembly.
AUCAGUCACAGCUGAUCGCGAGCUGUCACGCUGACAGCUCAUGUGGAGUGGAGAGCCGGAAAUCGGCUUCCCUCAGAGGGGACAUGUACACUGAUCAUCAGGGCACUGAUGAUCAGUGUGCCCUGAUGAUCAGUGUAGCCCCAGCAGUGCCCCCUGUCAGUGUCCAUCUUUGCCAGCUGUCAGUGCCCAUCAAUGCCACCUGCCAGUGCCCAUCAGUGCCACAUCAAUGCCACAUAUCAGUGUCCAUCUGAUCUGCCUUUCAGUGUCACCUAUCAGUGCCAGUCAGUGCCACCUAUCAAUGCCAGUCAGUGCCACCUAUCAGUGCUGCCAAUCACUGCCACCUAUCAGUGCCAGUCAGUGCCACCUAUCAGUGCCGCCUAUCAGUGCCCAUCAGUGCUGCCUAUC